This is a messenger RNA of Sinocyclocheilus rhinocerous, 283 nucleotides long. RefSeq names its product transcription factor Maf-like. NCBI's taxonomy places the organism in Eukaryota, Metazoa, Chordata, Actinopteri, Cypriniformes, Cyprinidae. The transcript has a single exon. The record is from RefSeq and is a predicted model, not a curated record. The annotation marks the transcript as partial.
CCCCCUUCCCCAAGCUUCUCGGCGCCCAGCCCUGGCUCCGGUAGCGAGCAGAAGGCGCACCUGGAGGAUUUCUACUGGAUGACCGGCUAUCAGCAGCAGCUCAACCCGGAGGCGUUGGGCUUCAGUCCCGAGGACGCGGUUGAAGCGCUGAUCAGCAGCACCCAUCAGCUCCAGAGCUUCGACGGCUAUGCUAGAGGGCAGCAAUUCAGUAGCGCAGGCGGCGCGGGAGGCGCCAUGGCCGGGGAGGAGAUGGGAUCCGCCGCCGCGGUGGUGUCCGCAGUCA